Schistocerca serialis cubense is the source of this 2628-nucleotide messenger RNA. RefSeq names its product long-chain fatty acid transport protein 1-like. The coding region runs from base 202 to 2280 and encodes 692 amino acids. Gene Ontology annotation, cellular component: endoplasmic reticulum. The transcript is spliced from 12 exons. NCBI's taxonomy places the organism in Eukaryota, Metazoa, Arthropoda, Insecta, Orthoptera, Acrididae. Gene Ontology annotation, biological process: triglyceride homeostasis. The record is from RefSeq and is a predicted model, not a curated record. Gene Ontology annotation, molecular function: long-chain fatty acid transmembrane transporter activity; long-chain fatty acid-CoA ligase activity.
CGCGAGUGCCACAAGCGACAGCGACUGCGUGCUUGGCGGUCUCGGCUGCGUGCCGCACGCUUCAGUUCCCCACCGGAAAGAGCGGCCGCACACUUCACCCGUACGGCAGUGCUCUGCUUACGGGGGCGCAGCGUGCCGGAAGCCCCGCCGUUGUUACCGCUACAGGUAGCCGGCAAGUGGAGCACCGCGCCACACGCCAGCAUGACGGCGCCGCACGAGGACGACGUCCGCAACGGCAACGUCAAGCAGCCGCCACAACCACAGCAGGAGCGGGACUUGGAAGGCGGUGGGUGUUGCGCGGGGCGGCGGGGGCGCGCGUGUCGGCUGGCGGCCGUGAUGCUGGUGGUGGGCGCGGCGGCGUGCGCGUGCGCGGCCGCCGUCUGGCUGCUGCUCGGCCCCAUCAACCUGGUGCAGCUCGUGCUGGUCGCCGCCGUCGCCUACCUGGCGGCCAGCGGCGGCUUCCACUGGCUCUACGUCGCCGCGCUUACGGCGCCCAGGGACAUCAAAGCCUUGACAAGAUUCAUCUGUUUGAAGCUGCAAGUGCGUAGUCAUAUGAAGAAGAACAUAUCGAUUGGGGAAAUUUUCCAGCAGCAUGCCAAGAAGCACCCAAACAAGCCUUGCCUGCUGUUUGAAGAUGAGGAAUGGACAUUUGGCCAGGUGGAAGAAUACAGCAACCGUGUAGCAAGUGUAUUUGCAAGUCUUGGAUUCAAGAAGGGCGAUGCAGUUGCCAUCUUCCUAGAAAACAGACCAGAAUUUGUCUGUCUGUGGCUGGGCCUCUCAAAAUUAGGUGUUAUUGCACCUCUCAUAAACUUCAACUUGCGCCAGUAUCCAUUGGUACAUUCAAUAAAGGCUUCAAACUGUACAGCAGUCAUAUUUCAGAGGGAACUUGCACCAGCAAUUAAAGACAUAAAAGAGAGUUUGCCAGCCAGUGUGCAGCUUUACCAGUGGUACACUGGUUCAGCUAGCAGUGACAUAUCUGCUGCACUUGGGGAGAAAGACCUCCCUCAGCUGCUGGCGGCAGCCUCACCCACACCAACCACUGUGGUAGACAAGCCAGCCUAUGAUGAUCCCCUCCUGUACAUUUACACCUCGGGCACUACUGGACUACCCAAAGCUGCUGUUAUAAGCCAUGCAAGAUUUGAGUUUAUUGCUGCUGCUAUUAGUUGGCUUGCUGGAUUUAAAAACUCAGACCGUUUCUACACACCUCUUCCAUUAUACCAUACUGCAGGAGGUGUGAUGACCAUCGGCCAGGCACUUCUAUAUGGGUGCACUGUUGUCAUACGUAAAAAAUUCUCUGCCUCGGCAUACUUUUCUGAUGUGAAGAAAUACAAGUGCACGGUGGGGCAGUACAUAGGUGAAAUGUGUCGCUAUAUUUUAGCUGUGCCACCAAAGCAACAGGACAAAGAUCAUACAAUAAGACUGAUGUUUGGGAAUGGUCUGAGGCCACAAAUAUGGAAAGAAUUUGUUAAAAGAUUUAAUAUUCCUAGAGUGGCUGAAUUUUAUGGAGCAACAGAAGGAAAUGCUAAUAUUGUGAACAUUGACAACACUGUUGGUGCAAUUGGUUUUGUCUCAAGAAUCAUCCCAUCUGUAUAUCCUUUAUCCAUCAUAAAAGUGGAUCCAGCAACUGGAGAACCAAUUCGAAAUGCAAAGGGCCUCUGCAUAGAAUGUGGACCAGGAGAACCAGGUGUGUUCGUAGGUAAAAUAAUUCAUAAUGACCCAUCAAGAGCAUUUCUUGGCUAUGUGGACAAAGCAGCUUCACAGAAGAAAGUGAUACACAAUGUACUGCGAAAAGGAGAUUCUGCAUUUAUAUCAGGUGAUAUUCUUGUAGCAGACAAAUGGGGCAAUUUAUUUUUCAAGGAUCGAACAGGAGAUACAUUCCGCUGGAAGGGUGAAAAUGUUUCUACAACAGAAGUAGAAGCUGUUGUUAGUAAUGUUGCUAACUACAGGGAUUCUGUUGUUUAUGGAGUCCAGGUGCCGGGGAUGGAAGGCAGAGCAGGAAUGGUAGCCAUUUUAGAUGAAGAUAGCACCUUAGACCUAAAAGCAUUUGCUGAAGGCCUGAAACAGUCUCUGCCAUCUUAUGCUCGACCUAUUUUUCUCAGAAUUCUAAAAAAGGUUGACAUGACAGGUACCUAUAAACUGAAGAAAAAAGAUCUUCAGGAUGAAGGCUUUGAUCCUACAAACAUCAAAGAUAGAUUGUAUUACCUCUCUUCCAAUGGGACAUAUGAGCUUCUCACAGAGGAUGUGUUCUCACAAAUAAAUAAUGGAAAGAUAAGAUUCUAGAAAACAUUUCUCAUUUAAAAGGUUAAACUGCAUGAAGGAAAGAGAAAUCAAAGUUCAGCAAACAUUACCUACUACAGGAUGAAGUUCCUCAAAAGCUGAAUCAGAAUUGCUGCUCUUACAUGGAAACUGAAGUUGAUACAUAGUUUAUUUUGUACUUUAAAAUAAUGUGAAAAAUUUGUUAAGUGUUACCAUCAACAUGGACAGAGUGUGAGGUCAAGUAUAAGUGUUUUAUUCCUUCAGUGAAGGACAGGAACAUGAAUGUAAAAUGACUGAAGUUAUAGACAUGCUACAUUUGUUGUAAUAUAUGUCAGUUUUAAGAAUAUAUGGAUUCCUAUUGGUAAAAAAUAA